Portunus trituberculatus (swimming crab) is the source of this 4078-nucleotide messenger RNA. RefSeq lists its product as uncharacterized. The coding region runs from base 1551 to 2495 and encodes 314 amino acids. NCBI's taxonomy places the organism in Eukaryota, Metazoa, Arthropoda, Malacostraca, Decapoda, Portunidae. The transcript is spliced from 9 exons. The record is from RefSeq and is a predicted model, not a curated record.
CUAACAACAGUUCGUCUGACAAGUAUCCUUCCUGUCAUGAUUCUGUCGCCGCGCCGUCCCAGUACGGUAUCACACCAGUGACUGUUUGACUCACGUGUGUAACGGUGCGUUUGCCGUUCAGUGUGCAUUACCCUGCCCAACCGUCGCAAUCACAGCCCAGUAGGCCAGUACCUACGUACCAGUGACUGUUUGACUCACGUGCGUAACGGGAAACAUGGCUAAGGAAAUUAAGCAGCGAACAUACACACAGAAGUUUAGAAAACAGUGGCUGCAAGAUGAUAUAUGCAAGGACUGGAUCGCAGAAGUUCCUAACGACGAAAAAAGUGUUCUUUGCAAAUAUUGUAAAUCAACUUUCAGAGCAAAAUAUUAUGACAUAAAGGAUCACGCAAAGAGCAAGAAACACCAAGUGAACAGUGCACCCUUUUCUUCUUCCCGACAAGCAAAAAUAAGUUUUACCAUCAUAAUCACAAUACAUUCUGAUUAAGUUUUCUUUUUGUUGCCGGAAAAAAAACAGCCGUUUUUUUUAGCCAUUUACAUAAGAAUUUAGCCAUUUUCUAGCCAGUUUUAGCGCUACUUGUAGCCGAUUCCCUUAAGAGCAAUCUGGCAACACUGAACACGCCUAUCAGCGAGCCAGUCUUCAUCCUGCCAUCGUAUGUGGUGCUUGUGAUUUAGGUUUUGGAAGUAUAACAUUGGUGAUACGACAUGUCUAAAUGGAAAGGCACGUAUGACUCUACAAUAACUUAUCACAGUGCAUGGGAAAAAGAAUACCCAUGGGUUACUAAAGCAAAGGAUGGAUCGCAACAUGCCUUUUGUAAAGUGUGUAAUAAAAAUCUGCAACCACGAAAGGCCACGCUUAAGGUGCACGAAGAAUCGAAAGAUCAUAAACAACGGGUUAAUGCUGUUUCAUCAACAAGAGCAAAUGUUUUUCAGACAAGUAGACAAAAUCUUCAGAAAAGUGAAUCUCUCAAGAAAACUGAGUUGCAGUUGGCAGUUGCAGUGAGUUGUCAUGCUCCUGUUGUGUGUAUAGAUCACUUUAGUGAAAUAAUGAAGGAAAAUAGUAGUGCUGGAAGUUUGUUUGCAAAUUUAAGGCUUCACCGUACCAAAUGUUCAAUGCUAAUUACCAAUGUUGUUUCACCAAGCCUUGAAGAGGAUUUACACAAGAGAGUGAUACAUGCAAAGUAUUACUGCAUUCUAGUUGAUGAGUCCACUGACAUAUCUGCUGACAAGAACAUCUGUGUGUGUUUAAGAUUUUUUGAUGAAACAGUAAAUGAGGUAGUAUCUGCUUUUUUGGGACUGGUACCCAUUACUGAGGCCACAGGUGAAGCUUUAUUUAAAGCAAUUAGUGAUCUUUUGCUCAAGUGUGGUAUUGCCAUUGAAAACUGCAUUGGCUUCUCCAGAGAUGGCGCCAGCAACAUGAUCGGAGAAAAUAAUUCCUUAUGGUCUCGCAUUAAGGUACAGGCUCCACAUUGUAUAAAAAUGCAGUGCACUUGCCAUAGUUUAGCUUUGUGCAUACAAAAAGGAUUUGAUAAACUUCCUCUAACCUUGGUUUCAUGUUACAAGAAGUACCAAAGUGGUUCAGAAAAAGUACAUUAAGGCGCGAGAUGUACAAGAUGCUGUUUGAGACCAUGAAUACUGGUGAAGAAAGGCAUGGCAUACCUCUUCCAUUUCUAACCCUUUCCACAACACGAUGGCUAGUCAGAGGAAAAGUGCUAUUCAACAUUUUAGUUAACUGGAUGGAAUUGAAAGCUUACUUUCAUUGUGCCAGCAUCCAUGGAGCACAAGAUGUAAGGUACAAGGCUCGUCUUUUGUGGGAAAUGUUUUGCGACGACUCCAACUACUUGUACUUUGUCUUCAGUUCACCCUUGGUUACAGAAUUUGAAAGAGUGAAUGCACUCUUCCAGUCUAACAAUGCCAGUCCAUCCUCUUUGCUUCUUGAAUUGGAUAUACAUUAUAAAUCUCUUCACAACAGAAUCUACAGUGAGCAAGGCACGUUACUACCACUGAAUAAAACUGAUUUUGGAGCCAAAUUUUCCAUGGAAUGCAACAGACUUCUUUCCAGCAAAAAUAUGGCCUCUCGCCUGGAAAGCAUACAACAACGGUGCCAGGAAAUGCUUGUUGAACUUGUGUCUCAAGUCAAGAUGAGGCUACCAGAGAAUAGAGGACUGUUUGACAAAUUAAGCAAGUUAUCCCCACAUAAUGUCCUUACCCAGCUAAACAGACCAAAAUUCAAUGAACUUCCAUUUCCUCACCUCCAAGAAUCUCUUGAACUUUGUGAAGAACAAUACAGAAAAAUUCUUUAUCAUCCCUGGAAUAAUGAAGUGGUCUUCAGCUCUGGAAUCCCAGAAGAUCCAGUUAACUUUUGGGCUUCAAUAAAGAAAUAUGAAGAAGGUGGUAGAAAGCCAUAUGAAGCUCUGGCCAGAUAUGCUUUGGCAGCAUUGACAACGCCAGUGAGCAACGCACUUGUUGAGAGGAUUUUUCCCAUGUUAAUGCUGUGAAGACAAAAGUGCGAAAUCGAAUGAAACAUAAGAUGUUGGAGGCUAUUUUGAGGAUACGCACAACCUUGAUUAUGUCUGGAAAAUGUUGUAAAGAUCUAAUAAUUACUGAAAGCAUGUUAGAGAAAUUCAAUGUUGGUAUGUAUGAACAUACAAGAAGUCAAGAUUGUCAGAGUAGUAAGGAUGAUGGCCUUAAUGCUCUGUACGAAUAACUCCCAACUCUUGCCUCUGGAUCCACUCACCAGCUGAUCUGUCCCAUGGCAUCUCUCACAGUCACCCCACUUAUAAAGAAGGAAGAUACCAAUAUGCGACAGGCAUUUACUCCUUAUGAACGCCUCCUUCUGACUCUACGUCAUCUAGCAACUCGUAUGUAUGUAAGGAGAGUCCUACAGAAGCUUGUCUUGACAGUUUAGGAUCAGCCACAACUUAAUCUGUUUGGCGGGGGGGAGACGAGAACGAAGCAAGGUCAGUAGCUCAGAUGGCAGUGAGAGCAGUAUUACUUCAGACACCACGCCCGCUACAUCUCUUCAGUCUCCGCACCACCACCGAGCCCUCCAGUCUAUGCAGCCCAGUGGCCGUGUGUGUCUUGGCGUCGGGCGUGACGUACUGCAACGGCGGUAAUAGCAACGGGAAGCUUGAUCCGUGUGACGGAGGUCUUUCGUGCGACGGGGUGACGUGUCGCUGCUGUGAGAUUAGUGGACCACCCCACCCCACCCCACCCCACCGCACAACACAGCACAGCACAGCACAGCACAGCGGAGAGGAAUUGACGAUCCAAAGUCUUGACCACAGCGGUAGUGAGCCUUGUGUACCUUGCACCUUGCGCUUGUAGGCAUAAGAGUAUGGGAAGCGCUGUUCAGCUUCCGCCCAUCAGUGGCGCAGUAUCAUCCCCGAAGCUCAUCAUGGGUGUAACCACCUAGAACCUGGGUAUCAUGGUGACAUGUAGGUUCAGGCGUGUAAAUGGCAAGAGUAGAUGAAAGAAAAAAGGAGGACGAAGAAGAAGAAAGGAAAAAUAGGAAAAAUUAAAGUGGAAGAGGAGGAAGAGCCAAAACACAAUAUUCAGGAGCCACCAUUGAGACAGGGAAUCCAGCGCCAGUGUAGGAAGCGGAACACAGCUGGCCGGACUCCAGGAAGCUCAGAGCCGGAGGGAGGCAGAUGAGCUGGAGAAGAAUCUGGCGGAUGACUCUGGUCUGCUGAAGGAGCUGCUGGACCAUUUGUCUGAGGCAGAGAAGGACAACCUGCUGCUGCUUCAGUACUCUGCAGAGGAUACUUCAAAGAUCAAGAGUUACAAAGGCCAUGACUGCAGUGAUCCCGUGUGUCCUGCACCAUCAGGGAAGGACUCCGGCUUCGCACGGCGCAUUCACUGACCCUCUCCUCUCCCCAUCACCCUACCAACUCCGGCGACCCACCCCCCCUGCCACCUGCUACACCACUACCACUACCGCCGGCUCCUUCCAGUGAAAGAUUCCUCGCAGACUUCCUGCCAUUCAACGCCUGCUGUCACCACCACCGCCACCACCACCUCCUUAUGGUGGUGUCACUGUACCUGGAAUUGUCAUGAUUGAAUAAUAAAUUGUGAAGAAAUC